AUGACGUUGAUUUUAAUCCCCCAAUCCAGGCUCACCAUCAUGGAUCCUCUGCUGGAAGCCAAUGGCACCUUCGCCUUAAACCUUUUGAAAAUACUGGGUGAAGACAGCUCAAAAAAUGUAUUUUUCUCACCCAUGAGCAUCUCCUCGGCCCUGGCCAUGGUCUGCAUGGGGGCAAAGGGAAACACUGCAAGGCAGAUGAUUCAGGCACUCUCUUUGGAUAAAUGCAGCAGCAAUGGAGGUGGAGAUGUCCACCAGGGCUUCCAGGCACUUCUCACAGAAGUGAACAAGACCGGAACACAGUACUUGCUCAAAACAGCCAACAGGCUCUUCGGUGAAAAGACUUUCGAUAUUUUAGCAUCUUUUAAAGAUUCCUGCCGCAAGUUCUACGGAGCAGAGUUGGAAGAGCUGGACUUUCAGGAAGAUACAGAGCAGUCCCGACAGCACAUCAACACCUGGGUGGCCAAAAAGACAGAAGAUAAAAUUACAGAGUUGCUGUGUCCAGGUGCAGUGAAUUCAAACACUCUGCUGGUCCUUGUGAAUGCCAUCUACUUCAAAGGAAACUGGGAGAAGCAGUUUAACAAAGAGGACACCCAGGAGAUGCCUUUCAAAGUCACCAUGAAUGAGGAGAAACCUGUGCAAAUGAUGUUUCAGAAGUCUACCUUUAACAUGACCUAUGUGGAGGAGAUAUCCACCACGAUUCUGUUGCUUCCCUAUGCUGGCAAUGAGCUGAACAUGAUCAUCAUGCUUCCAGAUGAGCACGUUGAACUGAGAACGGUGGAAAAGGAAAUAACUUACGAGAAAUUCAUAGAGUGGACAAGGCUGGACAAGAUGGACGAAGAAGAGGUGGAGGUUUUCCUCCCACGGUUAAAACUGGAGGAGAAAUAUGACAUGAAGAAAUUGCUGUGCAAGCUGGGCAUGACUGAUGCCUUUGACAACAGGGCAGACUUUUCUGGGAUAGCAUCUAAAGAAGGCUUGUUUCUGUCCAAGGUCCUUCACAAGUCCUUUGUGGAGGUCAAUGAGGAGGGCACCGAGGCUGCGGCUGCCGCUGCCGCCAAUGUAUGUUUUAGGUCUAUGUCCUCCUACUUCUGUGCCAACCACCCCUUCCUUUUCUUCAUCCAGCACUGCAAGACCAAGGGGCUGGUGUUCUGUGGCCGGUUCUCCUCUCCCUGAGAAAGAGUGCUGCUGGGUCAGCCACGGCCUUUGCCCAUUCCCCCUCCCAUGAUCCGUGAUUUAU
This is a messenger RNA of Peromyscus eremicus (cactus mouse), 1234 nucleotides long. RefSeq names its product serpin B6-like. The transcript is spliced from 6 exons. The coding region runs from base 1 to 1170 and encodes 389 amino acids. NCBI's taxonomy places the organism in Eukaryota, Metazoa, Chordata, Mammalia, Rodentia, Cricetidae. Gene Ontology annotation, biological process: negative regulation of endopeptidase activity. Gene Ontology annotation, molecular function: serine-type endopeptidase inhibitor activity. Gene Ontology annotation, cellular component: cytoplasm. The record is from RefSeq and is a predicted model, not a curated record.